AUGGCAGGUGACCCUACAUGGUGGAAGCUCACCUUUUUGCAGAAAAAGAAGUCAGAGGAGAAAGUCCUGUAUGAGAUACCUCCUGACUUCAGCACCAACAGUGGUAAUAAGGAAUUGAACAACGGUGCCACAGACAGCAAUUUAGAUGCCAGACUGGAAAAAAUAGUGGACAAAUCUGCCAGUAAGGGCCGUCAUGUGAAAGUCUCGCAUUCUGGGCGGUUCAAAGAGAAGAAGAAGAUUCGAGCGACACUAGCAGAAAACCCCGGCCUUUUUCCUGAGCCUACUCGGACAGACAAGAACCAUGUGGUGGAAAAUUAA
Myxocyprinus asiaticus (Chinese sucker) is the source of this 318-nucleotide messenger RNA. Its product is annotated as proline-rich protein 15-like protein B. The record is from RefSeq and is a predicted model, not a curated record. The coding region runs from base 1 to 318 and encodes 105 amino acids. Lineage: Eukaryota; Metazoa; Chordata; Actinopteri; Cypriniformes; Catostomidae. The transcript has a single exon.